CUGAAGGAAGCGGAAGCCCGGAUUUCCGGCUUGCGCCUGGAAAGUGCGGGUUCCUGGCUUCCGGGUGGGCGUGCAGGGCAGGUGGCCCGAGGAGCGGGCCAUGGAGAAGCUGCGGCGCGUCCUGAGCGGCCAGGACGACGAGGAGCAGGGCCUGACGGCGCAGGUCCUGGAUGCCUCAUCCCUCAGUUUCAACACCAGACUGAAGUGGUUUGUCAUAUGCUUUGUGGCUGGCAUUGUCUGUUCAAUCCUUGGAACUGGUUUGCUGUGGCUUCCCAAUGGCAUAAAACUCUUUGCAGUGUUUUACACGCUUGGAAACCUUGCUGCACUGGCCAGCACGUGCUUCCUGAUGGGGCCUCUGAAGCAACUGAAGAAAAUGUUCGAGACAACAAGACUGCUUGCCACAGUUAUCAUGCUUCUGUGCUUCGUGUUCACCCUGUGUGCUGCACUGUGGGUACAGCCUGUCCUACAUCCCAUACGCAAGGGACGCGGUGCUCAAGUGCUGCUCCUCGCUCUUCAGCUGAGCUGCCCGCCCGUCUGCUCCCACGUGUGCCUUCACAGCCAUCACUCCGGAGACGGCGGCCUCAGACCCCGCGUGUGCUGGUGGACUGCACUUUAGCCUCCGUUUGCUGGCCACUAACCUCUUCUUCCAGAGACAAGGAGAUCGUAAUCCUUGCCACUUGUAAAUAACUUUACUCAGAUUUUAAUCUUUCCAGACAGCCUUUGAAAUGUGAAUAUUUAAGGUGUAAACCUGUGUUGUAAGAUAUAUCCAACUUAUUUGGCUUUUAAAUGUUCUACAAUUUUAAAAAACUUUUUUUAUCUAAAAAUGUGAAGCUUUAUAUACUUUAAGCUUAAAAUUACUUAUUACAUGUAAUGAAAAGUAAUAUAUGUAUCUUACAGUUUUGAAAUAAACCUCCUGGAAAUAUA
Messenger RNA from Myodes glareolus (Bank vole), 924 nucleotides. It is a transcript of the gene Sft2d1, whose product is annotated as SFT2 domain containing 1. Gene Ontology annotation, cellular component: membrane. The record is from RefSeq and is a predicted model, not a curated record. Lineage: Eukaryota; Metazoa; Chordata; Mammalia; Rodentia; Cricetidae. Gene Ontology annotation, biological process: vesicle-mediated transport.